Molecule: messenger RNA, 1335 nt
Organism: Microthlaspi erraticum
Lineage: Eukaryota; Viridiplantae; Streptophyta; Magnoliopsida; Brassicales; Brassicaceae
Source: the annotation of a GenBank genome assembly
AUGGCUACUAUCACCGUUGUUAAGGCUAGGCAGAUCUUCGACAGCCGUGGAAACCCCACCGUCGAGGUCGAUAUCCACACAAGCACUGGUGUCAAGGUUACAGCUGCUGUGCCAAGUGGAGCUUCCACUGGAAUCUAUGAGGCUCUUGAACUGAGAGAUGGAGGAUCAGACUACCUUGGAAAGGGUGUUUCCAAGGCUGUUGGCAACGUGAACGACAUCAUCGGCCCGGCAUUGAUUGGAAAGGACCCAACUCAGCAGACCGCCAUUGACAACUUCAUGGUCCACGAGCUUGAUGGAACUCAAAACGAGUGGGGUUGGUGCAAGCAGAAGCUUGGAGCCAAUGCUAUUCUUGCAGUGUCUCUAGCUGUCUGCAAAGCCGGGGCCGUUGUCAGUGGCAUUCCUCUAUACAAGCACAUUGCCAAUCUCGCUGGUAACCCCAAGAUUGUGCUUCCAGUUCCCGCCUUCAACGUCAUCAACGGUGGAUCCCACGCAGGAAACAAGCUUGCUAUGCAGGAGUUUAUGAUUCUCCCUGUUGGAGCUUCAUCUUUCAAGGAAGCCAUGAAGAUGGGUGUGGAAGUUUACCACAACUUGAAGUCUGUGAUCAAGAAGAAGUACGGACAGGAUGCCACAAACGUUGGUGAUGAAGGUGGAUUUGCACCAAACAUUCAGGAAAACAAGGAAGGUCUUGAAUUGCUCAAGACUGCUAUCGAGAAGGCUGGCUACACUGGCAAGGUCGUCAUUGGAAUGGAUGUUGCCGCUUCAGAGUUCUACUCAGAAGACAAGACCUACGACUUGAACUUCAAAGAAGACAACAACGAUGGUUCCCAGAAGAUUUCUGGAGAUGCCCUCAAGGACCUGUACAAGUCCUUUGUAGCUGAGUACCCAAUUGUGUCCAUCGAGGACCCAUUUGACCAAGAUGACUGGACCCAUUACGCUAAGAUGACCACUGAGUGUGGAGACAAGGUUCAGAUUGUCGGUGAUGAUUUGUUGGUUACAAACCCCAAGAGAGUUGCCAAGGCCAUCGCAGAAAAGUCUUGCAACGCUCUUCUCUUGAAGGUUAACCAAAUCGGUUCAGUGACCGAGAGCAUUGAAGCCGUGAAGAUGUCGAAGAGAGCAGGAUGGGGAGUGAUGGCCAGCCACAGAAGUGGUGAAACCGAAGACACUUUCAUUGCUGACCUCUCUGUUGGCUUGUCUACUGGACAAAUUAAGACUGGAGCUCCAUGCAGAUCUGAGCGUCUUGCCAAGUACAACCAGCUUCUGCGUAUCGAGGAGGAGUUGGGAUCUGAGGCCGUUUACGCUGGACUCAACUUCCGCACACCUGUGGAGCCUUACUAG